GAAGCCAAGGGGAAGAUUUCUAUGCUGGAUGUUCUGGAUUCAGGCAUGGAUCUAGCUAGGUAUCUGUUCCAGUCCAAGCAAUGGGGAUAGUGAUGCUCCUCCGGGCCCUGGCUCUGCUCUCAAUCGCAGCUUCAGAGACUCUCAACCCGCACUAUGUGGUAGUGAUUCCAGCCAUCAUUCACCAUCCCAGCCAAGAGAAGUUCUGCAUCCACCUCAGCUCUCUCCCUGAGACUGUCCACCUGGCAAUCACCCUGGAGAUGACAAUCCGGAAUCACACCCUGGUGGAGAAAGAUGUGGAGAAGCCAGGCAUCUUUGAGUGCAUCAGCUUUCAGGUGAACCCAGGAGCUGUGGCUGCUGCAGUAGACAGCACUCUCACCUUCAAGUCCAACACGAACCUAACAACCCUUCCUGCCGUGGGUGUAUUGGUUGUACUCUGCGCUACUGCAUGUGACAGUCCCUGCAGUGUGCUCUGUCUACACAGGUGCAAUCCCCUACCCAACAUCUCCUGGCAGAACCCCCUGCAGUCAAACAGGUUGGAAAACAUAUCCAUUGCCUGAGCCAAGACUUACUCCAUGGUUGCAUUUCAGGACUUUAAAUCAUUCUUAAUUCCAGGUAGAAGACCC
Molecule: messenger RNA, 623 nt
Organism: Alligator sinensis (Chinese alligator)
Lineage: Eukaryota; Metazoa; Chordata; Crocodylia; Alligatoridae
Product: alpha-1-macroglobulin-like
Exons: 3
Coding region: 81-557 (158 amino acids)
Source: RefSeq, a predicted model, not a curated record